CCUCCCGUCCCUCCCCCUCCGGUGCCUCCCCCCGCUCCCAUUGGCCCCACGGCAGCCAUGGCCGCCAUCCGCAGCCUGCAGGGCUCGGUGGCGUUGGUGACCGGCGGUGGCUCCGGGCUGGGCCGGGCCACGGUGGAGCGGCUGCUGGAUCGUGGAGCGCGGGUGCUGCUGCUGGACCUGCCCGCGUCCGGCGGUGCCGAGCUGGCCCGGGAGCUGGGCGAGCGCUGCGCCUUCGCCGCCGCCGACGUGACCUCACCUGAGGAGGUGGGCGCGGCGCUGGGCGUGGCCCAGAAGAAGUUUGGCCGCCUGGACCUGGCGGUGAACUGCGCCGGCAUCGGCAUCGCCGUCAAGACCUACAACAGCAAGAAGGACAAAGUGCACGACCUGGAGGACUUCCAGAGGGUCAUCAACGUGAACCUGGUGGGCACCUUCAACGUGAUCCGCCUGAGCGCGCGGCUCAUGAGCCACAACCAGCCCGACGCCGACGGCCACCGCGGCCUCGUGGUCAACACCGCCAGCGUGGCCGCCUUCGAGGGACAGGUGGGCCAAGCCGCCUACUCGGCCUCCAAGGGCGGCAUCGUGGGCAUGACCCUGCCCAUCGCCCGCGACCUGGCCCCGCUGGGCAUCCGCGUGGUCACCAUCGCGCCAGGUAUGACACCUGGGACACCUGGGGACACC
Messenger RNA from Serinus canaria (Common canary), 678 nucleotides. RefSeq names its product hydroxysteroid 17-beta dehydrogenase 10 (gene HSD17B10). The annotation marks the transcript as partial. Gene Ontology annotation, biological process: androgen metabolic process; estrogen metabolic process; fatty acid metabolic process. The transcript is spliced from 5 exons. Gene Ontology annotation, molecular function: estradiol 17-beta-dehydrogenase [NAD(P)+] activity. Gene Ontology annotation, cellular component: mitochondrion. Lineage: Eukaryota; Metazoa; Chordata; Aves; Passeriformes; Fringillidae. The record is from RefSeq and is a predicted model, not a curated record.